Messenger RNA from Colletotrichum godetiae, 456 nucleotides. RefSeq lists its product as uncharacterized. The transcript has a single exon. Bases 1 to 456 code for a protein of 151 amino acids. The record is from RefSeq and is a predicted model, not a curated record. NCBI's taxonomy places the organism in Eukaryota, Fungi, Ascomycota, Sordariomycetes, Glomerellales, Glomerellaceae.
AUGUGCAUCAUGCUCCCCCGUGCAUACUGCGUAAGCCACUCCCUCUGCACUUGCGCAGCCUCCUCCGGGGCUCCCUCUUUUUCAUACAGCUGGUCUCGAUGCACGUUAUCUGGCCUACUCCGCGUUCUCGAUGUAGUCGUGUCACAGGAAGGCCGUAUCGCCUUAAUGAAGUCGAACGUAGCUCACAAGCUCGACAAGGCGCUGGCCCGGCCUGGCCGUAUCGACAAGAUGAUUUAUCUUGGCAAUAUCCCAAGGCAGGGCGACAAAGGAAUGUUCGAGCGGAUAUACAGACUUCAACUCUCAUCUCAUGGAUCAACGCUGCUCGAGAAGGGUACCGACCUUUUACAGCAGCAGCAAGAAGAAGACUUCGAUCGGUUGGUCGACAGAUUCGGCAAGGAAAUACCAGACGACGUCUCCACGCCCGCGCAACUCCAGGUGUUCCUUCUCAAGUACUGA